Molecule: messenger RNA, 10060 nt
Organism: Salvelinus fontinalis (brook trout)
Lineage: Eukaryota; Metazoa; Chordata; Actinopteri; Salmoniformes; Salmonidae
Product: copine-8-like
Exons: 21
Coding region: 489-2252 (587 amino acids)
Biological process (GO): cellular response to calcium ion
Cellular component (GO): plasma membrane
Molecular function (GO): calcium-dependent phospholipid binding
Source: RefSeq, a predicted model, not a curated record
GGAGUGGAUCCGCACUGAGUGACAGUCAGUCAACUACAGUCAGUCUGUCAGUCAGUCGGUAUGUGAAAGAAUGCAGAGCGCGGGCGGGGCUCUUUUUCGGAGCAUCUACAUUCCAAACGCUCCAUUGCCAGUAGAGAUCAUUCUUUGCCUGAAGACAAAGAGAGAAGCCCACACUGGUGACUUGGUUGGGACUCCGGAUCCACCGCCCUAAAUCAAUUACAAUUUAAUUUGGUUAGGCUACUCCAUGUUUCCACUAUACUCAAACUGGACAGUGUUCCUUCUCUACCCAAUGGAGAGCACUUAGCGGAUUUGACUGAAGUCUUCAUCUCUUCUCCUCUACUCAUCCACUGACGGUUGAUCCCUCUGUUCUCAGUGGAACGCUCGCUGAGCACCUGCGCUUGGGAGAAGGGCGUGGAGAUACACUCGGAAGGUACUCGUACGGGGCCAGGCUGAGUGAAUCGGGGAGUUGGCCCGGUUCUUCCGCGCGCAUGGAGGGAGACGUUAUGGACAAGCUAGAUAGCAUGGCUGCGGUGUGUGACUUCGAUCCCAUUGCGGGAAGCGUCCCGGCCACCAAAGUGGAGAUCACCGUGUCAUGCAGGAAUCUAUUAGACAGAGACACAUUCUCCAAAUCUGAUCCAUUGGUGGUGUUGUACACUCAGGGCGUGGAGACCAAACAGUGGAGAGAGUUUGGGAGAACGGAGGUGAUUGACAACACUCUAAACCCAGACUUUGUCAGGAAGUACAUCCUGGACUACUUCUUUGAGGAGAAGCAGAAUCUACGCUUUGACGUAUAUGAUAUCGAUUCCAAAAGUCCAGAUCUGGCAAAGCAUCCCUCCGACAUUGACCAGGACUUCUUGGGGCAGGUGUUCUGUACUCUGGGAGAGAUCGUAGGAUCCCCCGCCAGUCGACUGGAGAAACCCCUUGGUGGUAUCCCUGGGAAGAAAUGUGGUACCAUUAUCCUUUCAGUCGAGGAGCUGGGAAACUGCAGAGAAGUUGCCACCAUGCAGUUCUGUGCCCACAAGCUGGACAGGAAAGACUUCUUUGGGAAGUCGGACCCCUUCCUGGUCUUCUAUCGGAGUAACGAGGAUGGAACGUUUACUAUCUGCCACAAGACGGAGGUUGUGAAGAACACUCUAAACCCAGUGUGGCAGGCCAUCGCCAUUCCUGUCAGAGCACUGUGCAACGGAGACUUCCAUAGGACGAUCAAGGCAGAGGUGUACGACUGGGACAGAGAUGGCAGCCAUGACUUCAUCGGUGAAUUCACCACCAGCUACCGAGACCUGUCCCGAGGCCAGAGCCAGUUUAAUGUGUACGAGGUGGUGAAUGCCAAGAAGAAGAUCAAGAAGAAGAGAUACAUCAAUUCUGGGACGGUGACCAUGCUGUCGUUCGCGGUGGAGUCAGAACACACAUUCCUCGACUACAUUAAAGGAGGAACUCAGAUUCACUUCACGGUGGCCAUUGAUUUCACAGCAUCCAAUGGUAACCCGUCCCAGUCCACCUCCCUCCACUACAUGAACCCGUACCAGAUGAAUGCGUAUGCAAUGGCUCUGAAGGCUGUAGGGGAGAUCAUUCAGGACUAUGACAGUGACAAGAUGUUCCCUGCUCUGGGCUUCGGAGCAAAGCUGCCCCCCGAUGGACAUGUGUCCCACGAGUUCCCCUUGAAUGGCAACAUAGAGAACCCCUACUGUAACGGAAUGGAGGGAAUUCUAGAAGCAUACCAUCAGAGUCUGAAGACUGUACAGCUCUACGGACCCACCAACUUUUCUCCAGUUGUCAACCAUGUGGCAAAGUACGCAGCGGCCGUACAGGACGGCUCUCAGUACUUUGUCCUGCUCAUCAUCACAGACGGAGUCAUAUCAGACAUGGCCCAGACCAAGGAGGCCAUCGUCAAUGCUGCUAAGCUUCCUAUGUCUAUCAUCAUUGUUGGAGUUGGACAUGCUGAGUUUGAUGCCAUGGUGGAGUUGGACGGUGACGACAUCCGAAUCUCCUCGCGAGGGAAGCUAGCAGAAAGAGACAUUGUACAGUUUGUCCCGUUCAGAGACUACAUGGACCGAACAGGAAACCACGUGUUGAGUAUGGCCCGGCUAGCCAAAGACGUCCUGGCUGAGAUCCCUGAACAGCUCAUCCUCUACAUGAAGAAUAGAGGUAUCAAACCCUGUCCCCUGCCUCCACCCAAUGAGGAACCAGGCCCUAAGGAUCAAGACCACACCCACCCCUAUCUGAGCCCCACCCCUACCCCCACCCCCAUCUGAGGCUCCAACCCUGGGGAAGUAGUUUCCGGGUAGGGUGGGGGUGGUAGCCUGGAUGGUGCACCCCCUCAUGGAGAAAUGAAAUGUGAAAAUGCUUCAAGGCACAUUUUUCUCCUUCUUUACAUAUUCAUCUGGUUGUCAUGCUGAACAAAUAGCACUCUAUUUUCUCUGGAACGAGACUUCAGAAAGACUGCUUUGAGCAAAAAAAAGCUGAAGAUCAGGGAGUUUUACUUUUGGGUUUCAACGCCUGAUGGAAGGGGGGGAAGGGGAUAAGGAAGAGAAGAGAGAUGUAAAAGCAAGGCGUUAGCUGUCAAAGUGGUGACGUAAUGGGUAGUAUACCCUGAGAUAGAGAGGGAGGUUUGUGAGCGCAUUCAUUAUUAGAACGUGCCAGUUUGUGUCAUGUUUGUGCAUAUGAUACCUUUUAGAGUGGUUGUUUAUGUGGGGACUAAGAAAUCAUCUGUAUAAUGAUUUAUUUAUUGUAAAAACAACAGUAUUUAUUCAUGUUGGGGAUCCUCAUAUAUUCCCAUACCAAUUGUUGGGAUGAUCGAGGCUAAUAAAUAAUUGUUUAUUUCUACUUCAAAUAGUACUGUAAUAUAAAGCAUGUAAUAAUGAGAUACUGUCCAGCUGUUUAGGAAUAGUUGGGAAUGAUGAAGAUGAGUUAUUCGACAUGUUUGACUGUAACAGUCAUUCAGAGAACCAACUGUUUGUGUGACAGUUUACCUUCAUGCACCAUAUACAACACCUACUUCCCCUACACAUAUUCAAUGUGUAUCAACAAAAUGCACUAUAACAGUCCAAAUAAAAAGCACAAAUAUCAUUCACAAUGCAUUAAUACUGAAAUAUAUAUCACAAUUAUAUACAAGCAACCAACAGCUACCACAACAAAUACAAUGGAAAGGACUGUUAUAAUUUUAAAAAAUCCAGUUCUAGAAUAUCAUUGUUGAUGAGAAUCUAUUUACUUGACAUUCUGCAUUCUUAAUAUUAUAAUACAUCUAGUUAUGCAUGAGCAUAGCCACAUCUUCAAAGGCCUCGAAUUUACACAGCAUUUACAUAGCAUUUACAUAGUCGUAGUAUGUGGAGGGAAUACAUUGUCGUUUAUAUGAUCCUUCUCAUUAUAUUUGCUGUGGUCGAUGUUGUUGUUUCUGUUUUGAUUGUUCGUCAACCCUUGCACACCGAGCCAUGGUAUUUAAGACAGCGGGUGGAUAUUAAGACAGCGGGUGGAUGUUAAGACAACGGGUGGAUAUUAAGACAGCGGGUGGAUAUUAAGACAACGGGUGGAUAUUAAGACAGCGGGUGGAUAUUAAGACAACGGGUGGAUAUUAAGACAACGGGUGGAUAUUAAGACAGCAGCGGGUGGAUAUUAAGACAACGGGUGGAUAUUAAGACAGCAGCGGGUGGAUAUUAAGACAGCAGCGGGUGGAUAUUAAGACAGCAGCGGGUGGAUAUUAAGACAGCGGGUGUAUAUUAAGACAGCGGGUGUAUAUUAAGACAACGGGUGGAUAUUAAGACAGCGGGUGGAUAUUAAGACAGCGGGUGUAUAUUAAGACAACGGGUGGAUAUUAAGACGCGGGUGGAUAUUAAGACAGCAGCGGGUGGAUAUUAAGACAGCAGCGGGUGGAUAUUAAGACAGCAGCGGGUGGAUAUUAAGACAACGGGUGGAUAUUAAGACAACGGGUGGAUAUUAAGACAGCGGGUGUAUAUUAAGACAACGGGUGGAUAUUAAGACAACGGGUGGAUAUUAAGACAGCGGGUGUAUAUUAAGACAACAGCGGGUGUAUAUUAAGACAGCAGCGGGUGGAUAUUAAGACAGCAGCGGGUGGAUAUUAAGACAGCAGCGGGUGGAUAUUAAGACAGCAGCGGGUGGAUAUUAAGACAGCAGCGGGUGGAUAUUAAGACAGCAGCGGGUGGAUAUUAAGACAGCAGCGGGUGGAUAUUAAGACAGCAGCGGGUGGAUAUUAAGACAGCAGCGGGUGGAUAUUAAGACAGCAGCGGGUGGAUAUUAAGACAGCAGCGGGUGGAUAUUAAGACAGAGGGUGGAUAUUAAGACAGCAGCGGGUGGAUAUUAAGACAGCAGCGGGUGGAUAUUAAGACAGCAGCGGGUGGAUAUUAAGACAGAGGGUGGAUAUUAAGACAGCAGCGGGUGGAUAUUAAGACAGCAUCGGGUGGAUAUUAAGACAGCAGCGGGUGGAUAUUAAGACAGCAGCGGGUGGAUAUUAAGACAACGGGUGGAUAUUAAGACAACGGGUGGAUAUUAAGACAGCAGCGGGUGGAUAUUAAGACAACGGGUGGAUAUUAAGACAGAGGUUGGAUAUUAAGACAGCGGGUGGAUAUUAAGACAGCGGGUGGAUAUUAAGACAGCAGCGGGUGGAUAUUAAGACAGCGGGUGGAUAUUAAGACAGAGGUUGGAUAUUAAGACAGCGGGUGGAUAUUAAGACAGCGGGUGGAUAUUAAGACAGCAGCGGGUGGAUAUUAAGACAGCAGCGGGUGGAUAUUAAGACAGAGGUUGGAUAUUAAGACAGCCGGUGGAUAUUAAGACAGAGGUUGGAUAUUAAGACAGAGGGUGGAUAUUAAGACAGCGGGUGGUUAUUAAGACAACGGGUGGAUAUUAAGACAGCGGGUGGAUAUUAAGACAGCAGCGGGUGGAUAUUAAGACAGAGGUUGGAUGUUAAGACAGAGGGUGGAUAUUAAGACAGCGGGUGGAUAUUAAGACAACGGGUGGAUAUUAAGACAGCGGGUGGAUAUUAAGACAGCAGCGGGUGGAUAUUAAGACAGAGGUUGGAUAUUAAGACAGAGGGUGGAUAUUAAGACAGCGGGUGGAUAUUAAGACAGCAGCGGGUGGAUAUUAAGACAGAGGUUGGAUAUUAAGACAGAGGGUGGAUAUUAAGACAGCGGGUGGAUAUCAAGACAGCAGCGGGUGGAUAUUAAGACAGAGGUUGGAUAUUAAGACAGAGGGUGGAUAUUAAGACAGAGGGUGGAUAUUAAGACAGAGGUUGGAUAUUAAGACAACAGCGGGUGGAUAUUAAGACAGAGGUUGGAUAUUAAGACAACAGCGGGUGGAUAUUAAGACAGCGGGUGGAUAUUAAGACAGCAGCGGGUGGAUAUUAAGACAGAGGUUGGAUAUUAAGACAGAGGGUGGAUAUUAAGACAGCGGGUGGAUAUCAAGACAGCAGCGGGUGGAUAUUAAGACAGAGGUUGGAUAUUAAGACAGAGGGUGGAUAUUAAGACAGAGGGUGGAUAUUAAGACAGAGGUUGGAUAUUAAGACAACAGCGGGUGGAUAUUAAGACAGAGGUUGGAUAUUAAGACAACAGCGGGUGGAUAUUAAGACAGCGGGUGGAUAUUAAGACAGCAGCGGGUGGAUAUUAAGACAGAGGUUGGAUAUUAAGACAGAGGGUGGAUAUUAAGACAGCGGGUGGAUAUUAAGACAGCAGCGGGUGGAUAUUAAGACAGAGGUUGGAUAUUAAGACAACAGAGGGUGGAUAUUAAGACAGAGGGUGGAUAUUAAGACAGAGGUUGGAUAUUAAGACAACAGCGGGUGGAUAUUAAGACAGAGGUUGGAUAUUAAGACAACAGAGGGUGGAUAUUAGGACAACAGAGGGUGGAUAUUAAGACAACAGAGGGUGGAUAUUAAGACAACAGAGGGUGGAUAUUAAGACAGCAGAGGGUGGAUAUUAAGACAACAGAGGGUGGAUAUUAAGACAGAGGGUGGAUAUUAAGACAGAGGUUGGAUAUUAAGACAACAGCGGGUGGAUAUUAAGACAGAGGUUGGAUAUUAAGACAACAGAGGGUGGAUAUUAAGACAACAGAGGGUGGAUAUUAAGACAACAGAGGGUGGAUAUUAAGACAACAGAGGGUGGAUAUUAAGACAGCAGAGGGUGGAUAUUAAGACAGCAGAGGGUGGAUAUUAAGACAACAGAGGGUGGAUAUUAAGACAACAGAGGGUGGAUAUUAAGACAACAGAGGGUGGAUAUUAAGACAACAGAGGGUGGAUAUUAAGACAACAGAGGGUGGAUAUUAAGACAACAGAGGGUGGAUAUUAAGACAGCGGGUGGAUAUUAAGACAACAGAGGGUGGAUAUUAAGACAACAGAGGGUGGAUAUUAAGACAACAGAGGGUGGAUAUUAAGACAACAGCGGGUGCAUAUUAAGACAACAGAGGGUGGAUAUUAAGACAACAGAGGGUGGAUAUUAAGACAACAGAGGGUGGAUAUUAAGACAACAGCGGGUGCAUAUUAAGACAACAGAGGGUGGAUAUUAAGACAACAGAGGGUGGAUAUUAAGACAACAGAGGGUGGAUAUUAAGACAACAGCGGGUGCAUAUUAAGACAACAGAGGGUGGAUAUUAAGACAACAGAGGGUGGAUAUUAAGACAACAGCGGGUGCAUAUUAAGACAACAGAGGGUGGAUAUUAAGACAGCGGGUGUAUAAAAGUGAGAAUGUACUAAAAAGUUAGUAUAAUGUUAGUUUGGUUUCUUCAGUUUGAUGUCAAGUCAACCACAUUCCUUUUAUUGUUGGACUCAAUUGCUUUCUUUAACCGGACGGAAAACGUAACAAUGAAAAAUACUUUGAGAACGGCGUAAUAGAAUAAUUGGAAGUACUGUGGUAUAUUGUAUAUUAAUUGUGUUUAUAACAAGUCAUUAAAAGGGAGUGGAUAUAAAAAGCAACUGCACAAAGAGCAGUUGAUACCGUGAACAAUCUGUUUUACUUCCACUGGACUACUGACAGAUUCAAACUUGCUGCCAGGGAUGUAUUGCCGUCUUUAAUUGAAGUUGGUUGAUGUAUAUGUGACCGACUGGGGUUCGAACCCGGGUUUCCUAAGAACCGCAAGACUGUUUUAGCCCGUUAAGCUAAACCCUAGCCAUUAGCUGAAGGGGCCAACACAAGUCUUCUGGUUUCGGACAAGGUUACUCAUAACACGAGCCUGGUUCCGAACGGCCUCUGUUACACUGUAUGUAUCAAGACCACUUUCAAUUGUUGGUAUAAUGCCAUCUAUGACUUGUUGUUAUAUUGCCAUCUUUGAGAGAGUUGUUGAUACAUUUUGCCAAAUUGAAGUUGUUGACAAAUUAAUGUAGUAGUUUCCUGAGCGAACAGCGGAGCAGCGUAACCACACAGCAGAGCAGCGUAACCACACAGCAGAGCAGCGUAACCACACAGCAGAGCAGCGUCACCACACAGCAGAGCAGCGUCACCACACAGCAGAGCAGCGUCACCACACAGCAGAGCAGCGUCACCACACAGCAGAGCAGCGUCACCACACAGCAGAGCAGCGUCACCACACAGCAGACCAUCAUUGGCUCUGUCUCUUCAGUCCGACCGGGUUAACCUCCCGCAGAGGGGACACAGCAGAGCGUCAUUGGCUCUGUCUCUUCAGUCCGACCGGGUUAACCUCCCGUAGAGGGGACACAGCAGAGCGUCAUUGGCUCUGUCUCUUCAGUCCGACCGGGUUAACCUCCCGUAGAGGGGACACAGCAGAGCGUCUUUGGCUCUGUCUCUUCAGUCCGACCGGGUUAACCUCCCGCAGAGGGGACACAGCAGAGCGUCAUUGGCUCUGUCUCUUCAGUCCGACCGGGUUAACCUCCCGCAGAGGGGACACAGCAGACCGUCAUUGGCUCUGUCUCUUCAGUCCGACCGGGUUAACCUCCCGCAGAGGGGACACAGCAGAGCGUCAUUGGCUCUGUCUCUUCAGUCCGACCGGGUUAACCUCCCGCAGAGGGGACACAGCAGAGCGUCAUUGGCUCUGUCUCUUCAGUCCGACCGGGUUAACCUCCCGCAGAGGGGACACAGCAGAGCGUCAUUGGCUCUGUCUCUUCAGUCCGACCGGGUUAACCUCCCGUAGAGGGGACACAGCAGACCGUCAUUGGCUCUGUCUCUUCAGUCCGACCGGGUUAACCUCCCGUAGAGGGGACACAGCAGAGCGUCAUUGGCUCUGUCUCUUCAGUCCGACCGGGUUAACCUCCCGUAGAGGGGACACAGCAGACCGUCAUUGGCUCUGUCUCUUCAGUCCGACCGGGUUAACCUCCCGUAGAGGGGACACAGCAGAGCGUCAUUGGCUCUGUCUCUUCAGUCCGACCGGGUUAACCUCCCGUAGAGGGGACACAACAGACCGUCAUUGGCUCUGUCUCUUCAGUCCGACCGGGUUAACCUCCCGUAGAGGGGACACAGCAGAGCGUCAUUGGCUCUGUCUCUUCAGUCCGACCGGGUUAACCUCCCGUAGAGGGGACACAGCAGAGCGUCAUUGGCUCUGUCUCUUCAGUCCGACCGGGUUAACCUCCCGCAGAGGGGACACAGCAGACCGUCAUUGGCUCUGUCUCUUCAGUCCGACCGGGUUAACCUCCCGUACAGGGGACACAGCAGAGUGUCAUUGGCUCUGUCUCUUCAGUCCGACCGGGUUAACCUCCCGUAGAGGGGACACAGCAGAGCGUCAUUGGCUCUGUCUCUUCAGUCCGACCGGGUUAACCUCCCGUAGAGGGGACACAGGAGAUAGAUAGCAUCUGUCUGCACUAUUGAUUGCCAAGUCUUUUUCUACAGUUGAAGGAAAUGUGCAUAAUGAUGUCUUCUUCUCUCUGUUUAAUGCCAAUGCAGCUCUAUACGAUAUAGGCUACAGUCACAAAACCCAAUAUUUUCUCACAGAUAGGUCACAACGAUGCAACAUCUCUAUAAAAUGUGUCUACCUACAGUAUGGAAACUCCCUUUUGCAUAUCCAGAUUCGAUUUUCGUUAUUUAAUUUUGUUAGCAACCGUUCCCUUCCUGUAUUAUAUUAUUGAACAUAUGAUUCCUAAUGUCUAGAAUGAUGUUAAUUUCAUAUGUACAGUAAAGCCAACCCAACAACAACAACAACAACAAAAAUAUACUAUUAUUUACUAACUAUUAUUAUUGCAUCUUAAAGAAAAGAUAUGCCGUAUGGUCCUACAAGUGUGCUGUUAUUGUAUUAAAUGAGAUCCAUGUCACUGAUGUUUCGGCAGUAUAAUGCACGUAUGACAGGGUUUUGCUAUACAUUUUCAACGUUAGCAUUUGUUUACAAUUUAGAUAGACUGACUGAAGCUAUAUUUACAUUGCCUCAAGGUACGAGCGAAUAUCGAUGAGAAAGGGUUUGUUGAUCAGUCUCUAUUUCGUGUACCGGGCGAUAAUGGACGCGGUUUGAGCAUAGAGCAAAUGAUUCUAAGGGAAAUAUGUAAUUGUAGUUAAAGAUUUGUAUUGUUCUUUUGACAAGUUCUGUUAAAGAUAUUUUGUGUUGAGUUUAACAAAGCAAUCGUGAAAGAUUAUGCAGUUGAAAACAUCUUUUGAAUCCUGUGUACACAAGCCCCAUAUAAAUGACUGGACUUGGUAUCCAACAGAUUUCAAAAGAUGUUCUGUUGAAAUUGGCCUCUUUAAGAAAAUGUGCAUGUUUGUGAUCCCUCCUCGUCCUCUCACCUUACCGAUGGCCUGUGAUAGGCCGGCACUUCCUGAGCGAGCCAUUUGUAUGGUAAGAUGCUGAUGAUUAUAUCUACGGUAGACAGCACUCAUCUAGCAUGUUGCAUUCCUGCUUUUCUCUUUUAGUUUGUUCCUAGAUGGGUCCUGCGUUUGGUUAUCCUUAUUUAUACUUUGAGCCCCGGGGUGUUUACAGCACACUGUAGACAUAGAAUGGCAUGUCAUUCUAUGCCAUUGUAUAUCUAUGCUUUACAGUGUGUACCUCCCUCCUGGUCUCUGGUUCGCAUGCUGAUGAUGAAGAAUACUUUUCCAAACCAGACAUUGGACAUAAUUGUUGUCAUUCUGUGGUUUGUGUAAAAAUGCAAUGUAAUGGAUUGCCUUAAUAAAGUGAUUGAAGAGUAAUGAAA